Messenger RNA from Schistosoma rodhaini, 3437 nucleotides. NCBI's taxonomy places the organism in Eukaryota, Metazoa, Platyhelminthes, Trematoda, Strigeidida, Schistosomatidae. The record is from the annotation of a GenBank genome assembly.
GAAUUCUGGAAGAUCGUUGAGUGGUGUAGUAUUUUCCCUUAAGAUGUGCAAGUCUUGUGCAGGAUGCGUUCGCGUGCUAAUGAUUGUGUUCAACAUCCUGUUUACAAAUCAUUUAAAACUAGUAACGAUCUAAUGAAAUCAGGACCUCUGUGACCACUAGGUUUCAGUUUGUAAAUAUAUCAUAUUUUGUGCCAUUCUAAACCCUUAUAAUCUAUUCUGAUCUCAUUUUCCACUUUUUUUUUAACUCAUCGGGGACAUCACAUGUGAUAAAAAGUUUUGGUGCCGGCGUUAAUUAUCUUGUCUGGAUAAAUCUCGUGGUUCUGGAGAAUUCUUAUUUAGAAUACUUACUUGCGGUUGCGUAAUAGAGUCUCUGUGCACAUACUCGUAAAGAUGCGUGGUACACCAGAAGUUUUACAUCUACAUCUACUGAUAUAACUGAAUGUUUUGGUGAGACCAUAACUUAGGGUCACUUUGAGAGAUGGUUAUUUGGGUUUGAACAUGUGUACCAACUUGCUAAGGCUAAAAGGGUUAUCAAAUUUGAGGAACUGUGAUUAUCGUAAGGGACUAAAUCACGAACUGACGUCAGCCAUAAUCCCCAAGUACUAUUUAGCCGUAGGGAAAAUGGAUUUGGAUGAGGGAUAAACCAAAGAAAUCCAUGUAUACUAGCUACAAAUUUUCAUACCGUAAAGGUUAACUGUAUAGCAGCACAUCUAUAUACAACUGCACUUAUGGUGAAUAGUCAGGUCUCAACGUUGAGAUUACUGGCAAAUUUAUGCUUUCAAAAGUACUAAAGUGUAUACCUAGUGAUUUUGUUUUCUUGUUCUGGUCAGAAACUAGAAAGGAUGAGCUACGAGAAAGACCCGUGUUCCGCCUGUUGGUGAUAGUAAAUUACCCUAACAUUAUGUUACGCUCAGAAAAUUUGUACUCCGCAAGUUAAUUUUUCUCCCAACUUUCUUCGGUAGAUAAAUAACCUAUUGAACUGGAGAGUCUGCUCAGAUUUUCAGGAGCAUAAAAAUCUGGAGAGUAGAAAACUUGCAGAAAUUGUUAAACAGUAUAGUUAAUUUUUUUAGUUUAAACAUGUGUAAUUCUUUUGUGUAAAAUUAGUUCAUGUAAUUAACUUCAUAGUAGACUUUCUGAUAUUUCUGUAGAGUCUGUAUUAUUGUACUGAAUUUUUAUUCUGCUUCCAGAUCAUAGGGAUGAUCGUUUUAGCCGCUGCUCUGUACUUUUACUUUUCAACAUUCGGAGUUAGAGGUACUGAUCAACACAAUAUAUUGGCUUAUACCUAUAUCGUUCUGGCUGCUAUUGGGGCUCUGAGUUUUGUAUUAGGAAUAUUAGGUUGUUGUGGUUCAUAUCACUAUAGUCGAUGUUUAUUGGGCUUUUAUUUUGCUCUGUUAUUGGUUAUUUUUGCCAUCGAAAUUGCUAUUGGCGUAGCUGGGUUCGUUCAUAGAGAACAAGUAAGUUUAAAUUUGUAUUUGACUAUAUAUAUUUUACAAAGAGUUCUAAACAAUAAUAUGGAUGUAGAGCUACAAUGGUUCAGUUAUUCGGUUUUCAUUUAUCAAACUGUAAUCUUAACCUCGUGUAAAUUUCAGUUUCAGUGCUGAUGAUUUUACUCAGCAUCUUGCGCGAGUGUGUUCACAGCAUUGUAGUGGUGGUAUACCUAAUGAUAUUAAUGGCUUACUUAUUUCUCUUGUUAAGCCGCAUUCGGAGCUUUAGGGCACGUGCAAUUAUCCACGAAACACUUAAAGAAGGUGUUGAAGAUUGGAAAAAUUCCAACAAUGAAGUUCGAUGGAUGGAUGCAAUCCAUGUUAUGUUUCAAUGUUGCGGUUACAAUGGACCUACAGACUAUGGUAUUGCUAAAGUCCCUUCUUGUUGUUUAAAUGAUGAAUGUACUAUGGAUUUUGCUUUGCUCAGUUUUCAAACGGGUUGUAAAGAAAGAAUUGACAAUAUCAUGCAUAAUUUCCUAAUUAUAUGUAUUUCGGUUAUUACAAUAGCCCUCAUUGAGCUGAUUGGUUUGAUAUUUGCAAUGACUCUUUGUUGUGCUGUAAAUGGGCGUGAUCCAAAUGCUUAUUAUCGUGCAGUACAAACAGCAUAAACACUUGACCAACUUAACCCAAUGUUUAACUCAUUAAAACGUUCUAAAAGUACAAUUCUCUGAUAUACUUCUCUCCAUAAACUUAUUCAUUAUGAUUCUAAUUCCAACUUUGUAUUGUUCAUCACUUUUUUGGAAAUAACAAUGAAUAUUGUAAUUUAGUUCUUCCUGUUCAUUUCUCGACAUACAUAUUUAUGAGACAUUCAAUCAUUUCAUAUGAGUUGUUCUUUUUCCAUUGUUUAUCUAAGUGAGAGAUUUUUUACAUCUUUCUCCUUUUUUUUCCACCGUCGAAUCACGAAUUUCAUCUGCAUACAAUCUUUCAUUAAUCAUGUGCCAUACACAACAUAAUGGUACUCUAUGUAUGUGUUUAUGUUUAUUCAUGGUUACAUCAUCGUCACCAUCGUGAGUUUUAUUCAAUAUAAAUAAAGAAAACUUCAUGAAUUACACACAAAAAAAUAAGUACAGAAUUCAGUCAAUUUGCAACAUCUAACACCCACACACACGACACCUAUCAUCGUAUCGUGUGUGUGUGUGUGUCAGUUUGUCAUGUUCCAUGAGAAGUUGGAAUUUUCCCAAUGGUCAUUUACUUUUUCUCCGAGUAUUGUGUGUGUGUGUGUGUGAGUGUGAAUAUACUGUUACCAAGUAGAUAUGUUUAUUCUUUAAGAAUUGAUGAUUACUAUAAUACUUGAUCAUUAUGUAGAUAAACAUUUGUGUGUACUUCACUUUUGUUUUGUACUUCUUCAACCGGUUUCAUUGAUCAUUGAUCACUAAUGUCAUCCUUCAUUUAUAAAUGCAUCUAUCAACAGUUUCACCAGUGUGUGUGUAGUAGUACAGUGUCAUUUGUCAUGUGUGUGUGUGUAUUUUUGUAAUUUAUAAGAAUAAAAUUUUUGUUCAAUUUUUAUACACUUUUCCUUACAUAUUACGUCAUAGUUGUUCUAUACACACAUACUUGUCUCGAUCAUUUGUCACACUAACAUAAUGAGAACAUUUAUUUUUCUUUGUUAUUCAUCCUUUGAAUUCUUUGUUUUGAAUGAUUGCUUACUUACUUACACCUGUUACCCUUCGUCGAGGAGCAUAGGCCACCCACCAGCAUUCUUCAUCUAACUCUGUGUUGGACAAUCCUUACCAGUUUUGAACGAUGAUUUAGACUAAUUCGUUGGAAUAUAUCUAAUCGUUCUGUAUUUGUUUAUUGUUGUGUUACUAUAUGUAUAUUUGUUAAAUUUUUUUGCUUCGGUGAUGAUAAUGUUCUUAUUCUAGUAUUCUGCGUACAUAUAUUAAGUGGUAUUUUUAAAAAAAAUUAUUGUUUAUCUAUUACCAUUUCAUAAUACACAACAAAUUGCAUACCGUG